This is a messenger RNA of Prunus armeniaca (apricot), 903 nucleotides long. The record is from the annotation of a GenBank genome assembly. Lineage: Eukaryota; Viridiplantae; Streptophyta; Magnoliopsida; Rosales; Rosaceae.
AUGGAUGCUAAAGCCAGGAACAAGGCAUUGUUUCGUGCUAGAUUGAAUGCCCAGAAGAAGGAAAAGCGCAUAGACUCUCCUCUUGUACGGUAUAAUGAAUCUGACCAGCCCGUAUGCAGGGUUUGUGACAUCGCUCUGAAAUCUGAAUUUCAGUGGGAAGCACAUCAAGCAUCUCGUAAACAUCAUGAGGCAAUAAAUAAUCUCAAAGCUACCGCAGCUGGACUAAACCGAGUCAACAACACAAAAACUGAAGUCCGUCCAGAAUUGUCGAAACCUGAGCCUGAACAUCCUUCGGAGUUGCAUAUCCCAAGACCUGAAUGCUCUACAGAAUUGCCUAGACCUCAAACGUCAUCUGGGCUUCCUCCAGAUUUUUUUGACAACAAUGAGGCACAAAAACGAAAUACUGUGGUGGAGACUGAUUCAUACAAAAAGAUUGAGACGAGAAAAACUGAGCCUGCCAGGGACCUUACACAGACAUCAUCACAGAUUGCCAGUUCAGAAGCUAAGCAAAUAAAGGGAGCUCUUCCUGAGGGCUUCUUUGAUAACAAGGAAGCUGAUUUAUCUGCACGGGGAAUAAAGCUUGUUAAGCCAGAUGUCAAAGAUGAGUACAAAGAAUUUGAAAAGUUGAUCCAAGAGGACUUGAAGGAGGUCGAUAAUAGGUUGGAAGAAGAAGAGAUUGAUGCCGCUGAGAUGAUAGAAGAGGCUGAAUCAGUAGAGCAAAGGACAUAUCGGGAGAAAGUAGGAUUGUUAAGAAAGAAGAAAAUGGAGUUGAAGGCUGCGAGUGCUUCCAAGCGUAGAAGAAUUUCGGAGAAUGUCAAAAAGGAGCCCAGUCAUGAUGAGUCAUCAAGUGAUAGUGACAGUGAUGAGAAUUUUGCAGUGGAUUGGAGAGCUCAACAUCUUUGA